AUGUUUUAUAUAAGAAGAGGACUACAGUAUUUUGUAAAUAUAAUUACAACCAUCAAUAACAAUAUCAAUAACAAUAACAAUAACAAUAACAAUAACAAUAACAAUAACAAUAACGAUGGUUUAUUCGGUAAUAACACCUACCAACAAUCUACACCAGUCCACUAUAAUUUUGAUGGUGAUAUUGAUCAACAAGCCCAACAACAACAACAAUAUACACCAGACCCAAACCCAAACCUAAACCCACUCCCACACCCACAACACGCUCCAACAACCAACCACAAUUCUGAUGAUGAAAAGGAUCAAAAAAACCAACAACAACAACAACAACACCAAAAUCAACAUCAACAACAACAACAACAAAAGGUAAUAGCUAUGGACACAAAAGAAGAAAUUGAAAAAAGAGUAAUGCUAAAGGUCCAUGAGGCUUGGAAUGAAUUUAAUGAAAUAGCUGAAAAAAGAAACAAAACAGAUUACAAUGGUCCAACUCUUUUAUUGACAAAUUACAGCGAAAGUGAACAAAUGAAAAAACUUAAAAGAGAAAAAGAUGAAAAGAGACCAAAAGAAAAUAGAAAUAAAAGAAAAGAAAGGGAUAGAAACAGAGAAAGAAGAGAUGAAAAAAUUAAACGUAAAAAAAAGAAAAUUAAAAUUUCACCAAAUGAUGAUUCGAUGAUGGAUGAAGAAAGAGAAAGAGAUAAAUCACAAAAUAAAACUUCAGUAUCACCACCCGCUCUUUCAAUAUAUCGACCAGGAGAUCCAAUUGAUACAGAUGAAGACUUCUUGGCCAUAGUAAAGAAAAAUAUGAAACUCUUUGAAUAUCCCGAAAAAAACCAAUCCAAUGACGAUAUAUAUUACGUAGAAAAAAUUCUUUCCAUGCGUAUACGUGGUGGUAUAAAAGAAUAUUUAAUCAAAUGGGAGGGAUAUGAUGUUAAAGAGGCAACCUGGGAGGCCGAAAGUGAUUGUUUUUGUACAGAUUUAAUAGAAGAAUAUGAAGCAAGCCAAGAAUCAAAAAAAUAA
Dictyostelium purpureum is the source of this 1014-nucleotide messenger RNA. RefSeq lists its product as uncharacterized. The record is from RefSeq and is a predicted model, not a curated record. Gene Ontology annotation, cellular component: pericentric heterochromatin. The transcript has a single exon. Gene Ontology annotation, molecular function: chromatin binding. Bases 1 to 1014 code for a protein of 337 amino acids. Gene Ontology annotation, biological process: negative regulation of transcription by RNA polymerase II; chromatin organization. NCBI's taxonomy places the organism in Eukaryota, Evosea, Eumycetozoa, Dictyosteliales, Dictyosteliaceae.